Neltuma alba is the source of this 1986-nucleotide messenger RNA. RefSeq lists its product as uncharacterized. Bases 1 to 1986 code for a protein of 661 amino acids. The transcript has 4 exons. NCBI's taxonomy places the organism in Eukaryota, Viridiplantae, Streptophyta, Magnoliopsida, Fabales, Fabaceae. The record is from RefSeq and is a predicted model, not a curated record.
AUGGAUCGUAGUUGGAUGAGUGCUUUGAGAACAUCCAAGGAGCAUGAGGACGGGGUAGAAGAAUUUAUUGAAUUUACUAAAAAGAAUGCUUAUGACAAAAGUGGAAAGUAUUUUUGCCCCUGUGUUAAUUGUUUAAAUGGGAGACGUUCGACUAUUGAUGGUUUAAGGGAUCACUUAUUUUGUGAGGGGAUAAAUCUUCGAUAUACAAGAUGGAUAUGGCAUGGCGAAAGAGGAACAAGGCCAUUGGUUGACGAAGAGGAAGUGGUGGGUGGAUUCAAUGAUAGAAUGCAUGAUAUGAUUCAUGAUGUUGGGCUGGGAUUCUCUGCACAAUCGCAUAUAAAUGAUAGCUUGCAAAGUGAUGCAGAAAUAGCUUUAUACCCUGGGUGUUCUACGUAUACAUGGUUGACAGCUGUAUUGAAGUUAUUCAAUUUGAAGGCAACUAAUGGAUGGACAGAUAAAAGUUUUACGGAAUUACUUCAAUUGUUGGGUGAUAUGCUUCCGGCUGAUAAUGUUCUUCCAAAUAGUGUUUAUGAGGCAAAGAAAAUCUUGUCUCGGAUGGGAAUGGGCUAUGAAAAGAUACACGCUUGUCCUAAUGAUUGCAUAUUAUACACGGAAGAGUAUGCUGAUCUUAAUGAGUGUCCAAAAUGCGGAUCUUCACGAUAUAAAGUGAAAAAGCAUAAAGAUAGUAGUGAUGAUGGCGAUGCUAAUGAGACAACUAAAGGGCAACCUUUGAAGGUACUAUGGUAUCUUUCGAUAAUACCACGAUUCAAAGGGUUGUUUGCUAAUGCAAUAGAGGCAAAAAAGAUGACAUGGCACGUUGAUGAGAAAAUAUCAGAUGGAAAAUAUCUUCGGCACCUUGCUGAUUCUCCCCAAUGGAAGAAAAUAAAUGAAAUGUAUCCAGAAUUUGGUAGUGAGCCAAGAAAUCUUCGUCUUGGGCUUUGUAUGGAUGGAAUUAAUCCUUACGGUACUCUCAACAAUACACAUAGUGCAUGGCUAGUUUUGCUUGUGAUUUACAACUUACCUCCCUGGUUAUCCAUGAGGUGCAAGUAUAUGAUGUUGUCUAUGAUGAUAUCGGGACCAAAACAGCCGGGGAUCAAUAUCGAUGUCUACUUGGCACCUUUGAUUAAAGACUUGAAGAAAUUGUGGGAGGAAGGCGUAGAUGUGUUCGAUGCACAUAAACAAGAGUCCUUUAAGCUGCAUGUAAUUAUCUUCACGACGAUAAAUGAUUUUCUUGCUUAUGGAAACUUGAGGUUUCUUGAUCGAUUCCACCCAUACCGUAGAUUGAAAAAGGUUUUUAAUGGUACACCAGAACAUGGAUUGGCUCCGAAGCCAUUAACUGGAGAGGAAGUUUAUCGUAAAGUGGAAAGAAUUGAUGUCGUGUUUGGAAAAACUAAGGAUGGAAUCAAUGCGAGACUAGAUUUGGCUGAAAUGGGAAUAAGAGAACGGUUACAUCUGCAACUAAAAGAGGGUAGUAAGAGGGUUUAUUUGGAGCCAGCGGCACACACAUUGUCAAAAGCAGAGAAAACUAGCUUGUGCCGGUGUUUGCAUAACAUUAAGGUGCCACAGGGUUAUUCUUCUAAUAUGAAAAAGCUUGUCUCGAUGGAUGAUUUAAAGUUAGUCGGGAUGAAAUCUCAUGAUUAUCAUGUAUUGAUGCAGCAACUAUUACCAGUGGCUAUUCGAGCUGAAGAGGCCAUAGACUUUUGCAAAGGAUAUCUAUCUGGAGUGGAAGCACAAGCUCGACAUGACGAUAGGAUAGGUAAGGGAACUCGAGGGCUUAAAGUGAAGAGUAUUGUCCGUGAAGAACUGUUUCAAGUGCACUUAUACAUUUUAAAUAAUAUGAAAGAAGUUCAACCGUACUUAGAUAACCAUAAGCAGGUUUUAAAGGACAAGUAUCCAAAGAAAAGCGAUAGACAGAUAGCUAAUGAGCAUAACAAGAUUUAUUGCAUGGUUCAAGGAACAGGUUUAGAGGGAGACAAAUGUUUCUGA